Molecule: messenger RNA, 5627 nt
Organism: Colletes gigas
Lineage: Eukaryota; Metazoa; Arthropoda; Insecta; Hymenoptera; Colletidae
Exons: 17
Coding region: 41-5014 (1657 amino acids)
Molecular function (GO): UDP-glycosyltransferase activity
Source: RefSeq, a predicted model, not a curated record
CAUAACCGGCGCUCGUAAUAGUUCAGUCGCGCUCGGUACCAUGAAGUUCAAUGUUGCAGCUAUACUCUCGGUGGUGUGCGUCCUCUUUACUGUGAAGCAAAUACAGUGUGUUAGGAUCCUCGCGAUCAUCCCUACGCCUUCGUACAGCCACCAAAUUCCCUUCCGACCAUUAUGGAUAGAACUGAAUAAACGCGGCCACGAAGUCGUUCUAAUCACACCGAAUCCCAUCUCAAACCUGAAUCUAACGAAAUUCACACAAAUCGACAUCGGGGCAUCUUAUAAAGUUCUCAGAGAUAUCAAUUUUGUGCAUCAUCGAUUCGAACAUGUUUCCUGCUUGAAAUUCAUAGAGGACAAUCUAUUUUCAAUGGCCGAGGAUAUUACGCAUCACGUGCUAAAUCAUACGGAUGUGAUAAAGUUGUACGCCCCUAACAGCAACGAACACUUUGACUUGAUAAUGACCGAACUUCUCAUCACGCCAGCCAUAUACACCUUCGCUCAUCGAUUCAAUGCUCCUUUAAUAGGACUUUCCUCGCUAGGAACAAUUUCAUUUAACAAUCACAUCCAAGGUGGACUCGUCUUACCUUCGCACGAGGCCACCUGGGAAAUGGAAGACAACACAGGACCGAACCUGCCAUUCUGGAAGAGACUGCAAAAUUAUGUGAAUCUGUGGCACAAUACGUACAUUUUAUACAAUUACUUCAUUCCCCUUCAACAGAAGCUGGCCGAACAGUAUUUCGGACCGGAUAUACCGCCGUUACUUGACAUACAGAAGAACGUCAGUGCCGUGUUUGUUAAUGAGGCCGAUGCCAUGACACCAGCUCGACCAAAGCUCACAAACAUGAUCUCGUUCACUUCGUUCCAUGUGGAUCAAAACCCGAAACCACUCCCGAAGGAAUUGAAGCAUUUCGUCGAUAACGCACGCGAGGGAUUUAUCUACUUUAGUCUUGGCAGCAAUGCAAGAAGUUCAGAUUUGCCGAAAGAUACGUUACAAGUUUUUCUGGACGUGUUCGCCAAGUUGCCUUACAAAAUCGUGUGGAAGUUCGAGAAGGACCUGCCAGGGAAACCGAAAAAUGUAUUCAUCGGAUCAUGGUUUCCUCAACAGAGCAUCCUCGCCCAUCCUAACAUCAAAUUGUUCAUAUACCAAGGAGGUCUACAGAGCAGCGAGGAAGCUGUACAUUUCACUGUUCCGCUUCUAGGAUUUCCUGUGAUGGGAGAUCAGCCAUAUCAAACUAAAAGAAUGGAGACUCUUGGUGUAGGGAAACGUUUAGAUCUUACUUCUGUCACGAGGGACGAGUUGGAAGGUGCAAUCAAAGAAAUCAUAACUGAUAAGCAAUAUAAGAAGAAAAUGAUCGAACUCAAGGAAACCAUUAAUGACAGACCGUACGAUUUAAUGGAGCACCUUGCUUGGUGGACGGAAUAUGUGAUCCGUCACAAAGGAGCCCCGCAUCUACGAACCAGUUUAGCUAGACAACCAUGGUACCAACGUCACGACAUGGACAUCAUAGUAUUCCUGACGACCGUAGCAUCUAUAAUAGUUUUAAUUAAGCUCAUCACGACUGUCAAACUUGUCGUGUAUUUAAACAAAAACAGUAAAUCCAUAAACCAAAAACACAAAAUUAAUUAUUGUUCAUCGUUACUAGUCAAUACAACACGAGCUAUGCCCACAAAUCACGAACGAUUAAAUAAGCCACGACAUCUGUUUAAAAUAGACUCUUGGUGCAAGCCUGUUUCAAAGUUUAGUGUUUCUGUGACCGGCCUACACAGUGGAUCAUUCGCGGCGUGCACAAUGAAGUUCAGUGUCGCGACCAUACUUUUGGUGGUGUCUUUCCUUUUUGCCGCGAAGCAGAUCCAUUGCGCCAGGAUCCUCGCGAUCGUACCAACACCUUCGUACAGUCACCAAAUUCCAUUUCGACCAUUAUGGAUCAAUCUGAAUAAGCACGGUCACGAAAUUGUUUUCAUCACCGCGAAUCCUAUCCCUAACCUGAAUCUAACGAAAUUCACCCAAAUCGAUGUCAGCUCGACCUACCCUGCUGUCAAAGAAAUCAAUUUCGUCCGCCUUCGAUUCGAGCAGGUUUCUUGCCUGAAAUUAAUCGAGGACAAUAUCCUUCCAAUAAGUGACAAUGUAGUGGUAGACGUGCUGAAUCAUACGGAUGUGAGAAAAUUGUACGCGCCUAACAGCAACGAACAUUUCGACCUGGUGAUGAUUGAAAUGCUCAUGAUGCCAGCUCUGUAUGCCUUUGCGCAUAGGUUCAACGCGCCUCUGAUAGGUGUCACGACGCUAGGUAUUACUACAUUUAAUGAGCACGUUUUCGGCGGGCCCAUCCUGCCUUCGCACGAGGCCACCUGGGAAAUGGACGCGAACACAGGACCAAACCUGCCAUUCUGGAAGAGGCUGAAAAAUUUUUGGGACUUGUGGCGCAGCGUGUACAUCAUUUACAAUGAACUCGUUCCCCGUCAUCAAAAAGUAGCCGAGAAGUAUUUCGGACCUUUGCCGCCAUUGCUCGACAUACAAAAGAACAUCAGUGUCGUGUUUGUCAAUCAGGCUGAAGCUAUGGUAGCGGCACGGCCUAAACUCCCGAACUUGAUCACGUUUACCUCGUUCCACGUUGCUGAUAAUGUGAAACCACUGCCUCAGGAUUUAAAACGAUUCGUGGACGACGCGCGCCAGGGUUUCAUCUACUUUAGUCUUGGUAGCAAUGCAAGAAGUUCAGAUUUACCCGAAGAAACCUUACAAGUUUUUCUCGACGUGUUCGCCAAGUUGCCUUACAAAGUCGUGUGGAAGUUUGAGAAGGAUCUGCCAGGGAAAUCGAAAAACGUAUUCAUCGGGUCAUGGUUCACUCAACAGACCAUCCUCGCCCAUCCUAACAUCAAGUUGUUCAUAUACCAAGGAGGUCUACAGAGCAGCGAGGAAGCUGUACAUUUCACUGUUCCGCUUCUAGGAAUUCCUGUGUUGGGAGAUCAGAUAUAUCAAACUGACAGAAUGGAGACUCUUGGUGUAGGGAAACGUUUAGAUCUUACUACUGUCACGAGAGACGAGUUGGAAGGUGCAAUUAAAGAAAUUAUAAAUAAUAAAGAAUAUAAGAGAAAAAUGAUUGAACUCAAGGAGCUCGUUAACGACAGGCCCUACGAUUUAAUGGAGCAUCUUGUUUGGUGGACGGAGUAUGUGAUUCGCCAUAAAGGUGCCCCCCAUCUUCGAUCCAGUUUGGCCCACCAACCAUGGUAUCAACGUUACGACACGGACAUUGUUAUAUUCUUAACGAUUAUAGGGUUUAUAAUAAUUUCUAGCGUACUUAGUUUAAUUGUCAAAGCUAUCCUGUUUUUCUAUACAAGGAGCCAGUCAUGUUCCGCGAAUCAGAAAAAAAAGUCGACGGACAAUAGUUCUACAACCGUUUCUAGCAUCGGUUCGUUCGCGUGCAUCGCGAUGAAGUGUUCCGUCGCAACCAUACUUUCUGUCGCGUGUGUCUUCUGUGUCGUGAAGCAACUACAAUGCGCCAGGAUCCUAGCAAUAGUCCCGACGCCAUCGUACAGUCAUCAGAUUCCUUAUCGACCGUUAUGGUUCGAACUGCACAAACGGGGCCACGAAAUCGUCCUCGUCACUGCGAAUCCUAUUCCCGACUUGAAUCUGACGAACUUCACUCAGAUUAACGUUGCAGGAUCUUACGCCGAUUUAAGGCGAAUCGAGUUCAUCACCCUUCGCUUCCAACAGAUGUCCUGGUUAUCUUUCUUAGACCAGAAUUUGUUGCAUUUGUGUGACGUUUUUUCACAUCAGGUAUUCAAUAACACGGAGAUGAAGAAGAUGUACGCUCCUAACAGUUCCACAAAAUUUGAUGUAGUGAUGGCUGAGAUGUUGUACAUGCCCGCCAUUUAUGCAUUUGCUCACAGAUUUAACGCCCCCUUAAUAGGACUCAGCUCGCUGGGGAUUCUUGCAAUUAACGAACACGCUCUCGGUGGUUUCGUGCUGCCUUCGCACGAGUACACUUGGGAAUUGGAAGCAAACACAGGAUCGAACCUGUCAUUCUGGAAAAGGUUGCAAAAUUAUGUGAACCUGUGGAGAAGUCUGUAUUACAUCUAUCACGAGCACUUUCCCCAUCAUCAGACGCUAGCCGAAGGAUACCUUGGAACGGAUCUACCACCAUUGCUAGACAUACUGAAAAACACCAGUCUUAUAUUUGUCAAUCAAGCUAAUGUUAUGACCCCAGCUCGACCGAUGCUCGCGAAUAUGGUCACGUUUACGUCGUUCCACGUAGACGAAAAACCGAAACCCCUGCCGAAGGAUUUACAACGCUUCCUGGACAGCGCAUCGGAAGGAUUCAUCUAUUUCAGUCUCGGUAGCAACGCGAUGAGCUCAGAUAUGCCAAGAGAAACUCUUCAGGUUUUCUUGGAUGUAUUUGCCAAGUUGCCUUACAAAGUCGUGUGGAAGUUUGAGAAGGAAUGGUCAGAUAAGCCGGACAAUAUCUAUGUCAAUCCAUGGUUCUCUCAGCAGAGCAUCCUCGCACACCGAAACAUCAAGCUGUUCAUAUACCAGGGAGGUCUACAAAGUUCCGAGGAGGCAGUGCAUUUCACGGUACCCCUUUUAGGACUUCCGGUGUUGGCGGAUCAGGACUAUCAAGUGCGCAGAAUGGAAGCACUCGGGGUCGGCAAGGUUUUAGAAAUCACGACUAUACAGAGAGACGAGUUGGAAAGUGCCAUUCGAGAGAUCAUAACUGAUAGAAAAUAUAAGGAAAAUAUGAUUCGUCUCAAGAAUACCGUCAAUGACAACCCUUACAAUUUAGUGGAUCAUCUAGCUUGGUGGACAGAAUACGUGAUUCGUCACGAAGGUGCCCCUCAUCUUCGUUCCAACUUGGCUCACCAACCAUGGUAUCAACGUAGCGACAUGGACAUCGUGGCAUUCUUGAUACUCGCAACAUGUCUACUAGUUUUAAUCGCGUAUAAAAUAUUUGCCAAAAUCUUUGCGCAUUUCGGCAAUCAGGAAUGCAGAGCAUUUCCAGGAAAUCAAAAGCAGAAAGUCAGUUAACCAUGUGACGACAGGAUAUGCAACUUCAAAGUAAUAUCAAUGAGUCAACGAAACAAGUUUCAACUGCACUGUAUAUUUGUAGUAAUUAGUGAAAGAUUAAAUAAGGAUUGAUACAAAAUUUCCUCGAAAUCUCAUGUGCUUGUAAAUUUCGAGCAAUCGCAAAUAACGAUAACAAGAAUAUUUUAUUAUAAAAUACAAUAAUUGUAUAUUAAUGCCACUGUGUAAUUAUUGUGGCCGGAAAAUUGGGGUUGUUUGGAUUGACAAUGCGAGCUUGAUAAUUAGAAAUUAAUUAUCGUAUAUUUUCGUUUGUGCGGCAGAAAUUAUUUGGGAACGAAUGGCCCAGAUUCGAGUGAAUUUUGUCCCCGCGAUACAUAUUUCAGUGUCCUUCGUUAAAAUAUAUUGCCAUUAAUAUGCCUUGUUGAAUUAGAUAUCAGAUCGAUGUUAAUCAAAAUUGUUUUUAUCGCUCGGCCAACAGGAUACGUCAUCAACGAGUUAAAUGGAAACCGCAGAAAAUUUAUUAGGACGUUUCUGGGUUAAUGAGUAGUCGACUUGCAUCUGCGCUCGAGAUAUGCUAUUUUCGAGUAUGCAAUGUAACCGCUUUGAAAAUUUAAUA